This is a messenger RNA of Otolemur garnettii (small-eared galago), 701 nucleotides long. It is a transcript of the gene PYY, whose product is annotated as peptide YY. The record is from RefSeq and is a predicted model, not a curated record. Lineage: Eukaryota; Metazoa; Chordata; Mammalia; Primates; Galagidae. Gene Ontology annotation, molecular function: neuropeptide hormone activity; neuropeptide Y receptor binding. Bases 215 to 505 code for a protein of 96 amino acids. Gene Ontology annotation, biological process: feeding behavior; neuropeptide signaling pathway. Gene Ontology annotation, cellular component: extracellular region. The transcript is spliced from 4 exons.
GCUUAGUGAUCUGAUGGGGGUGGAGGGAGGGAGGAGGAAGGGCCCUCCCCUUGCUGGCUCCCCCUCCCCUAGGGACUCCCCCUCCCUUUCCAGGAGGGAUAUAAGCACAGGGUAAGCUCUGAGCGGGAGGCCCCAGCCCGACCUGCAGCAGUGCAGCCCUUGGGACUCCCCUUUGUCUUCACCUUCUGCUCAUCUCGCUUCUGGAGCUAUUGCUAUGGUGACGGUGCGUAGGUCGUGGCCUGCUAUGGCCACAGUGCUCCUGGCUCUGCUCGCUUGCCUGGGGAUGCUGGUCGACGCCUAUCCCAUCAAACCCGAGGCUCCGGGCGAAGAUGCCUCCCCUGAGGAGCUGAACCGCUAUUACACCUCCCUGCGCCACUACCUCAACUUGGUCACCCGGCAGCGGUAUGGGAAACGUGACAGCCCGGAAGCUCUCCUUUCCAAACUGCUCCUUCCCGACGGCGAAGACCGCCUGGUCAGCAGGUCAGAGGGCGCCGACAGGUGGUGAUGACCCCCAAGGCCUCCUGGGAGUUAUGCUAACUGAACGACCUUAUUUGCAUAUUGGCUUCUGAUCGCGGAACCUGGAUUCCCCUCCCAACUCCUCUGCGACUGGGGAGGGUUGAGGGUGAGCCCCUCCGCUCAUUUCUCUGGCCUGGCCUCCUGCUUUGGAGGACUGUGUGUGGUCCUUCCCUGGUCCCAAAAUA